AUGGAGGCGUCCGCGCUCCUCUGUUUUCUCCUUCCCGUCUCCCGCUCCCGGUUUCUUCGGUCGGCAGCCCCGAAGCAAGGCAGCGAAGGCUGGAUUCUCCAUUUUCUCACUGUGUUUUGCGCGCUCUUUCUCUCGCUCGUGUCUCCGUCGUCGUGGCAAUCACCGCCGCCUGCUAGGCCGGCGCUGCGCACGGGCCUCGCUGUCCGAGCCGAUCGGAGACCUUCCCUCGUCGUCCGCCGCUCACGUUUCGAGUCGCCCUCGUCCCCGCUGCUCGCAAACGCCGCGGCAUUCUGUUUGCUCCUCGCCGACCUGCGAUCCACUUCUCUCUCACCUGGUAUCUCUUGUUCCCCUUCCUGCGUCGCCUUCGCCUCUCCAGCGCCUCGCAGACCUGUGAUCUCUUCGAAAUCUGUCGCGUUUCUGUCUCCACUGUCCUACAGCCUUGCACCCACCUUGUCUCAUUUCUCGGCUGCGCGUCUCCGCGCCCACGGACUGCACGUGCCGCGGCGCGACGGCGCUCGCGCACUGCGUCGCUCUUCGUCUUUUCUUUCUCGGUCUUUCUCUCUUUCUUCCAGAGGGCAUUUUCCGUCUUUUCUGUCUUGCUGCGCGUCGAGCGCGACGCUUGAUCAACCAAACCUUUCCUCCGUACCCGCGAACUCUCCUCGCUCAUCCCUUUCCCUGAGCGACUUUCCCGAGCCGCCGCCGCCUGAGAGCAGUGAGCCGCUGCGGCGAGACGCAGAGGGACGGGGAGACGCGGUGCGGAGGCCUGACAACGUUGCGACAGAUAGGGUCGACGGCGAAAAUCCCCUCCCACGCUCCAACGUCGUCGUCGCGCGCUUCGCGCCGAGCCCGACUGGCGCGCUGCAUGUCGGCGGCGCCCGCGUCGCGGUGUUCAACUAUCUUUUCGUGGAGAAGCAACGCCGCGCAGAAGAGAUGCGAAAGCGAGACGAGAGAAGCUCGUCAUGCGCAGAGCCCUGUGGCCUCUCGCCCCUCCGUGCGUCCGCUGGCGCGGAGGCCUCUGAGUCGCCUGCGUCGUCCUCCGUCCCUUCGCGACUCGCCUCUCGCCUGUCUCCUCGCCGCACACGGCCAACCUUCCUCCUGCGGAUAGACGACACAGACGAGAAGCGCAGCGCCGCGCACGCGGGUGUCACCGCCGCUAUCCUCCGCGAUCUUCGGUGGCUGGGCAUCGCCUGGGACGAAGGCCCCGAAGUGGGCGGCGCUGUCGGGCCCUACUUCCAGUCGCAGCGCGCGCCGUUCUACGCCGACGUCGGACGGCAUCUGGUUGCCGAAGGGCACCUGUAUCCGUGUUUCUGCACCAAGGAAGACUUGCUCCGGCUUCGUCACGAGGCUGUUGAAGCGGGUCGGCCGCCGCGGUACGACGGACGCUGUCUCGCGCUCUCUACGGCCGAGCGAACGAGCAGGCUGCGCGCCGCGCAAGAGCGAAAUGCGUCCUUCACGCUGCGCUUCAAAGUCCCCGAGGGCCUCGGCUCCCUGUGCAUCACCGACGCGCUCCGAGGCCCGGUUGAGUUCGACCCAGCGACUACAGUUUCGGACUUUGUCUGCUUCCGUCGCGUCUUUUGCGACAAAGGGGACGCGAAAGAGAGGCCAGGAGGUCCUGCUGCAGCGAAAUCCGAGGCGCACUCUCUCGAGGAGUGGCGACUCGAUCUGCGCGACCCUGUUUACAACUUCUGCACGGCUGUCGACGACUGCGCGAUGGGCGUCACGCACGUCAUCAGGGGCGUGGAUCACCUCAUCAACACGGCGAGUCAGGUGCUUGUGCUUCGCGCCCUCGGUGCGCCUGUCCCCACGUACUGCCACGGCGGUCUGUUGGUGUCGGCCGACGGGCGCUCAAAGAUAAGCAAACGCAGCCUUGCAGAGACAGCCCGGGAGCCUUCGCGGUGUGCUGCCCAGAGCGGCAGACCUACUGGCGAAGCUGAGCGCGACAGCGCGCGGCAACGCGGAGGGGUACGGCGCGACAAGGCAGCGUCGCACCCGGUUCGCGCGUUGUUCAUUGCGCGGCUGGAAAGAAGAGAGACAGCGGAAACGGCGGCGACGAAGGACGCCAGCAGGGAGCUCCCGCUCGCUCAUCCAGACGCUGCUGAAGAAGAGACGAGUUGGCCUGACGAGGACGCCGCGGGAGAGAAGCGGCGCUCAGCCUGCGAGGGGCUAGGCCAUAACGAGGGCGACGCCUCAGAACCCUCGCCGUACCUGGUGGAAGGCCUGCGCGCGCGAGGCUUCCUGCCGGAGGCUGUGGUGCUGUGUCUGGCUGGCGCACAUGACAAAUUAGAAGUGUCUUCCAGCCACGCCUUGGCCUGCACGCCAUGUUUCCGUCGCACUGUCGACGCGGUGUUCGCUGUUUUCCCGCCCUCGCCGGUGCCUCGCGCAUCUUUCCUCUAUUUUCUCUCUUUUUCUUCUUUCCACAGGCUCUCGGAUUUGGCAGGCGCGAUUUCGCUGACAAGCAUCGGCGCCUCAAACCUCGUCUUUGACCGAAAUCUUCUUCUGCACGUCCACUUCAGGUGCAUUCGACAGGCCGUUGAACAAGACGAUCACUCUCUCCUCUUGAGGCACUUUGCAGCUGUGCUUACCUUGGCGCUGGAGCGAAGACGAACGCGGCAGAACGGACUAUCCGAUGAGACGACGGAGUCUUUGUCCAGCAAGGAAAGAGAUGAAGAAGACGAAGCGCCUCCUCCCGAGGGUGUGCGGCCGAAGGGAUUCGCAGAGGACGAGGCGGGAAAGCCGCCGAGCGACUGGAGACGAGCGUUUGGGGCUGAGCUGCUCGCGGAGCUCUUUGGCCUUGGCGAGCGCAGUUCGUUCUCGAGGGCCUUCGAUGCGAAAGGGGCGUCCGAAGCGCGCGAAGAAAGGGAGAUGGCGUUGAGAGACCUGCUGCUUUUAGCGUCGUCGCUGCUUCUUCCUCAGCACGUCCAUCCGGCUGCUGUUCUGGAGAGCCUGGCGCAGGCGCUCCACUCAGGGUUGGAGGAAUCCCCGCGCAGGUCGCCGGCGCAGGACCGGAAAGAGGAGCAAACAGAAAUCCUCCGGCACGAAAGAGAAGGCGAAGAAAGAUCGAGACGUGGCGGCUUGGGCGAGGAGGCACCGGGGAGCGCAGCCGCCAGGGGGACAGAAGCACACAGCCGAGAGGCCAGAAAGGGACUCGACAACUGCAACGAAACCGAUGGCAGCUGCGAGCCUGCAAAAAGGAGGGAAAAAGGGGAGGACGAGCUCGAGGGCGCGGAGCGAGAUGCGUACGGAGGGACGCCAACACAGCCCGAGCGAGAGCGCCUACGGGCGCGCACACUUCCAAAGACGCUUGUCGAAAACUUCGAGGCCUUCCAACGCCUGGCGCGGUAUCUGAUUCGGCCGGCGGAUCCUGGGGCCUUGCCAGAGAUCCUGCGAGUCCUCGGCGAAAUGCGAGCAGCGCACGAUCGCGCCGAAUCCGUGCCUUUACCCCGCACAGCGGACUCUCCACGGCCUCCUACGGCGUCACACUCGGCUCACGCGCCUUCGCCCGAGGCGCGCACACCUGUUGCCACUUGUAUGAUCUCUUCGCCGCCCCGUUCUACUGACGCAAUGUCUCUGCCUGCGCCGCUUCCGCAGCUGCGAGACCGGCGCGAGGCGGCGCACCGGGUCUUCGCGAACUGGGCGGCCAGAACGUCCGCGGCGUGCGGCAUUCCGCAGAAAAAGCUCUUCUUCUACCUGCUUCGGUUCGCGCUCACCGGCAGAGAAGAAGGACCCCCGCUUUGGCAGCUCCUCCUUCUGCUGGACUUCGCCGAGCGCGCGGGUGUUGUGCGGAGAGCUGCGCAUUCCGCCGUCAGCGCGUCAGGUGAGGAGGCGAAAAUCCUCGACUCUGCACACGCCUGUUUGAAGGCAGACGUGCAGACAGGAAGCCAGUCUGGAGCGACUGGAAAGGCGUGUGGAAAGCCCGGCAUGCCUGAAGCGGGAAACGUGGUGACAGCUCCCGCGGCCGAGCAGGAGAGCACCGAAGAGAUCGCCCGCCAAAUUCCAGUAAACCCCCCCAGUGGGACCCGGUUCGUCGGUAUAACGCGGAAACCAGAGGAGAUGGAGGAAGCAAAGUCCACGCCAGCCAAACAAAACGAGAGGUAUUCAACGGAGAAGACAAGAGGUCGGGAUGGUGAAGGUAAUCCAGAACAAAGAAACGCUCUAGAACGCCAACCUCUCUCCGCAGAGAUGGCGAAGGGGGUGGCGAGCUGCGGAGCUAGAGAAGCGAGGAACGAGCCUGAUGCAGCGAAAUGCAGUUUCGAGGAGACGGACGGAGACCGGAACAGUGUUUCCGCGGUCUCGGCGUCUCUCCCCCUAGCGUUCGACUCUUUAGCCGACAGGCUCGGCAUCCUGAGUGAAUUUGUGCAAAAUCUACAAAGGCGGAAAACUCCGCUCACCGAACUGUGA
Besnoitia besnoiti is the source of this 4398-nucleotide messenger RNA. RefSeq lists its product as uncharacterized. Gene Ontology annotation, biological process: glutamyl-tRNA aminoacylation. Gene Ontology annotation, molecular function: glutamate-tRNA ligase activity; ATP binding. Lineage: Eukaryota; Apicomplexa; Conoidasida; Eucoccidiorida; Sarcocystidae. The record is from RefSeq and is a predicted model, not a curated record. The coding region runs from base 1 to 4398 and encodes 1465 amino acids. The transcript is spliced from 9 exons.